AAAACAGCGACAUCCAUAGAGAUCUGUCGAGUGAUAUCUUGUGUGGUUUGUUCAAUCUUUUCCUAAAGACCCAAACACAAAAUUAACAAACUUUCACUAUCAUCAUCGGAUUGAGAAAGAUUUGAUUCAGCAGAGUUGCAUAUGAAAUGGUUAUGGUGAGUGUGAAAAAGCCCUUAUUGAUUAGCAUUUCACUCUUCACACUCUCUCUCCUCCUCGCCGUGAUUUGGUUCACCCCUUCUAAUCCCUUUUCCGAAACCUUGCUUUCCUCUACAUCUUCAAUGUCCGAGAUGCGUGGAGAAAAAACUCAUAUAUGGAGUGUUCGAAGGAUUGUAGAGUGGCGACCUUGUAAAUGGUGGCUUAAUGGAGAUCUAAGUGCUCUUCCGGCAGAGAGUAGUGGGUUUAUUCGAGUGGAUUGCUAUGGUGGGCUUAAUCAGAUGAGAAGGGAUUUUUGUGAUGGUGUUGGCAUCGCACGUUUACUGAAUGCAACUCUUGUUUUGCCAAAGUUUGAGGUGGCUGCAUACUGGAAUGAAUCGAGUGGUUUUGCAGAUGUGUUUGAUGUGGAUUACUUCAUUCAACAGAUGAAUGGCUUUGUUAAUGUUGUUAAAGAAUUGCCAGCAGAGAUUGCAUCAAAAGAACCAUUCCACGUGGAUUGCAGCAAACGCAAAGGCCGAUUUGAUUACGUCGAAAGUGUUCUCCCUUCUCUAUUGGAGCAUCGUUAUAUUUCAAUCACACCAGCUAUGAGCCAAAGGAGAGAUAGAUAUCCUCUGAAUGCAAAGGCUGCCCUUUGUCAGGCUUGUUACAAUGCAUUACGCCUUACCAGAGCCUUGGAGAAGAAAGGCUCUGAGCUUCUACAAGCCAUACCCAAACCCUUUCUCUCACUUCACCUUCGGUUCGAACCUGACAUGGUAGCUUAUAGCCAAUGCAACUAUUCUGGCCUCUCUUCUACUUCCAUGGAAGCCAUAGAGGCUGCACAGGGAGAUCGAAAACCCUGGACUGGAGAAGCUGCCCGUGUUUGGCGAAACCGUGGGAAAUGCCCCCUCACUCCUAAAGAGACUGCUUUCAUCCUUCAAGCACUUUCCAUCCCAACAAACACAAACAUUUAUUUGGCGGCCGGAGAUGGUCUUAUGGAACUUGGAGGGCUAACCUCAGUUUACACUAAUUUUUUUACAAAGGCUACACUUCUUAGUGGUGAGGACUUUACAAGCAUGCAUGGGAACACAAAAGCUGCACUGGAUUAUUAUGUAUCGAUCAACAGCGAUUCAUAUGUAGCCACAUAUUUUGGGAACAUGGAUAAGAUGGUUGCGGCAAUGCGGGCUUUCAAGGGGUUGUUUAAAACUCUUUUCUUGAGCAGAAGGGCUUUUGCCGAGUUCACUUCUCAGGGCUUGGAGGGGAAGGAGUUGAUGGAAGCACUUUGGAAGGCACAUAGAGAUGAUUUUUUGAUGGGAAGAGGUUCUGCUUUGCCCGAUUGCUUUUGCGAAUUCAAAUUAUGAGAGGUCAGGUUUUGUUUCUGUUUUUUCAUAAAUUUUUAAGCUUUGCAUUUUUGUUUUUUGUACUAGUGAUGGGUGAAACAUGUAUUAUUUUCAAUUGUAGGAAGUGUGUCACCCUUGCAAUUUGUUCAUGCUAGUUCAAUAUUAUUCACUUAAUUGACUUUGUAACAUUUGUUUUACCCAAGCAUUUUACUGUGGGCAAAUAUGGAGAUGACAUGAAAAUUAAAUUCAUUCAA
This is a messenger RNA of Camellia sinensis, 1723 nucleotides long. Its product is annotated as O-fucosyltransferase family protein. The record is from RefSeq and is a predicted model, not a curated record. Gene Ontology annotation, cellular component: cytoplasm. Lineage: Eukaryota; Viridiplantae; Streptophyta; Magnoliopsida; Ericales; Theaceae.